UGUGAAUAGCUUUUCUUCAGUUUUCCAUACGGCUCUACGACAUAAAAUUAGUACAUGAGUGUUUACUCUUUUAAAGGACCUUUCAGAGCUCCAGUUCGGACACUUUAAGUGAGCUCUUUGGGGAAGCACGUUGUCAUCUGGUGGCUGAAGCAAUGCCAUCUUACUGGUAGAAACAUCAUGACCCACAGCAGCAUCAUGGUGGAUGUAGGCAAGUGGCCAAUAUUUACCUUGCUGUCCCCUCAGGAGAUAGCAUCCAUUCGGAAAGCCUGCGUGUUUGGUACCUCAGCCAACGAAGCCAUAUACAUUACCCACAGUGAUGAGGUGUUUGUUUUUGGGCUGAAUUGCAGUAACUGUUUGGGAACAGGAGAUAACCAGAGCACCAUAGUACCAAAGAAAUUAGAAGCCUUAUGUGGAAAGAAGAUUUCCAGCCUGAGUUAUGGAAGUGGACCCCAUGUUGUACUGUGCACUGAAGAUGGUGAAGUGUAUGCCUGGGGACACAAUGGUUACAGCCAGCUUGGGAAUGGCACAACCAACCAGGGCAUUACUCCUGUUCAAGUUUGCACAAAUCUGUUGGUAAAGAAAGUCGUGGAAGUCGCUUGUGGCUCUCAUCACUCCAUGGCGCUGGCCUUUGAUGGGGAUCUGUAUGCUUGGGGCUAUAACAACUGUGGUCAAGUUGGAUCUGGAUCUACAGCAAACCAGCCAACUCCUCGUAGAGUUUCCAACUGUCUGCAGGGGAAAGUGGUAGUUGGCAUUGCUUGUGGUCAGACCUCCUCCAUGGCUGUAGUGAACAAUGGUGAGGUUUAUGGCUGGGGUUACAAUGGUAAUGGGCAGCUAGGACUUGGGAACAACGGCAAUCAGCUAACACCCUGCAGAGUGGCAGCCUUACAUGGGGUGUGUGUGCUCCAGAUUGCCUGUGGCUAUGCGCACACGCUAGCACUAACAGAUGAGGGUUUGCUCUAUGCCUGGGGAGCUAACACUUAUGGGCAGCUGGGAACUGGCAAUAAGAGUAACCAGCUCAGUCCGGUGCAGAUCAUGAUGGAAAAAGAAAGGGUUGUGGAGAUAGCAGCCUGCCACUCAGCUCACACAUCAGCUGCCAAGACCCAGAGCGGCCAGGUGUACAUGUGGGGCCAGUGCCGCGGGCAGUCGGUGAUCCUGCCCCACCUGACGCACUUCGCCUGCACGGACGACGUGUUCGCUUGCUUCGCUACCCCUGCUGUCAUGUGGCGUCUCCUCUCAGUAGAGCAUGAGGACUUUUUAACGGUGGCAGAGUCCCUGAAGAAAGAGUUUGACAGUCCUGAAACCUCAGACCUGAAGUUCCGUGUGGAUGGGAAAUACAUCCACGUCCACAAAGCUGUCCUGAAGAUCAGGUGUGAACACUUCAGAACCAUGUUCCAGUCAUACUGGAAUGAGGAUAUGAAGGAAGUGAUAGAAAUAGACCAGUUUUCCUACCCUGUGUAUCGUGCCUUUCUUGAGUACCUGUACACAGACAGUGUUGACCUCCCGCCGGAAGAUGCAAUAGGGCUUUUGGACCUGGCUACUUCAUACUGUGAAAACAGACUGAAAAAACUCUGUCAGCACAUUAUCAAGAGAGGAAUUACUGUGGAAAAUGCAUUUUCAUUGCUCUCUGCUGCUGUCAGAUACGAUGCAGAGGACUUAGAGGAGUUCUGCUUUAAGUUUUGUGUCAACCACUUGACGGAGGUGACGCAAACCACAGCGUUCUGGCAGAUGGACGGGCCCCUGCUAAAGGAAUUCAUUGCUAAAGCCAGUAAAUGUGGAGCCUUUAAGAACUGAGAUGAGGCUGUAAGUUACAGGGGCUGGUAGGGGGGGGUUGCAGGUACAGUAGGGCUGUCACAAUCGUACUGGCAAAAGCAAGUGUCACCUGGUCUCUAUCAGAAGAUGUGGAAAGGCCACAGUGAAAACAAACAUCUUGUCUGCUCGAGGGUGAAGUGG
Messenger RNA from Dryobates pubescens (Downy woodpecker), 1950 nucleotides. It is a transcript of the gene RCBTB1, whose product is annotated as RCC1 and BTB domain containing protein 1. The record is from RefSeq and is a predicted model, not a curated record. The transcript is spliced from 12 exons. Gene Ontology annotation, molecular function: protein binding. The coding region runs from base 178 to 1791 and encodes 537 amino acids. Lineage: Eukaryota; Metazoa; Chordata; Aves; Piciformes; Picidae.